Messenger RNA from Vitis vinifera (wine grape), 360 nucleotides. Its product is annotated as defensin-like protein 182. Bases 1 to 360 code for a protein of 119 amino acids. Lineage: Eukaryota; Viridiplantae; Streptophyta; Magnoliopsida; Vitales; Vitaceae. The transcript has a single exon. The record is from RefSeq and is a predicted model, not a curated record.
AUGGGUGAUGUUGCAGUUUUUACGAUGGUGGGUGUGGUUCGAGGGGAUCCAUGCAUUGAAGGUUUGGGACUCUGUGGCCACGAUUGCGCACAAAGAUGUACUAAAUUACAUCCUGGUGGGGAGGGAUCUUGUGAGGUAACCGGCAAUGUUCCUUUAUGUACCUGCUACUACGAAUGUCCUCUGCCGCCGCCAUCUCCUCCCAAACCAAAAACCUGCUACGGCGCAGGGAAUCCCUGUACUAUUCAAUGUUGGAAUGACUGUUGCAAUCAGAACUGUGGUGUCAAGUAUAAGAAUGGUACUGGAUACUGUGAAGACAUUGGAGUGCCCCCUAUACUGUGUCAAUGUGAAUAUCCAUGCUAG